Plasmodium cynomolgi strain B is the source of this 1548-nucleotide messenger RNA. RefSeq names its product T-complex protein 1 gamma subunit. Gene Ontology annotation, biological process: protein folding. The transcript has a single exon. The coding region runs from base 46 to 1548 and encodes 500 amino acids. Gene Ontology annotation, molecular function: ATP binding; ATP-dependent protein folding chaperone; ATP hydrolysis activity. Lineage: Eukaryota; Apicomplexa; Aconoidasida; Haemosporida; Plasmodiidae. The record is from RefSeq and is a predicted model, not a curated record. Gene Ontology annotation, cellular component: chaperonin-containing T-complex.
GCCAGCCGCGCAGUAAGCGAAAUCGUGAAGACGACGCUGGGCCCCAUGGCUAUGUUAAAGAUGAUGCUGGACCCGUUAGGAGGGAUAGUAAUAACAAACGAUGGAAAUUCCAUUCUUAGAGAAAUUGACGUAGCACAUCCUGCAGCCAAAUCACUUAUUGAGUUAAGUAGAUCGCAAGAUGAAGAAGUAGGAGAUGGUACAACAUCAGUGGUUAUACUUUCUGGAGAGUUACUCAGCAUAGCAGAAUUAUUUCUGAAGCAAAAAAUACACCCAACGAUAAUAGUUAAUUGCUAUAUGGAUUCUUUAAACAAAAUUGUGAACUUUUUAGAAUCCAUAGCCAUCGAGAUAGAUGUAAAUAAUGAAGAGAGUUUACUUAAAGCAAUCGAUUCAUGUUUAAGUACCAAAUUUGUGAACAGGUAUAAUAAAAUGGUGAGUACUUUAGCUCUCCAAGCAGUACAGUGUGUAAAAAUAGAAUCUAAUGUCAUAGGAAAAAAAGAAAUCGAUAUUAAGAGAUUUGCAAAAGUAGAAAAAAUCCCAGGAGGGGAUAUCACAGAUAGCUAUGUACUCAAAGGAGUUAUGCUGAAUAAAGAUAUUGUACAUCCAAAAAUGAGGAGAAGAAUUAAGAACCCAAGAAUCCUUCUUCUAGAUUGUACCUUAGAAUAUAAAAAAGCAGAAAGUCAAACGAAUGUUGAAAUUCUUGAUGAAGAGACUUGGAAUCAACUACUCCUACAGGAAGAAAUAGAAGUGAAAAAAUUAUGUGAACAUAUUAUCGAUAGUAGAUGUGAUAUCGUUGUUACAGAAAAAGGAGUAUCUGAUCUAGCACAACAUUUCCUUGUUAAAAAAAAUAUUACCGUUAUUAGAAGAGUGAGAAAAACGGAUCUUAAUAGAUUAGAAAGAAUCAGUGGUGCUACCAUUGUUAAUAGAUGUGACGAGAUUGUGGAGAGUGAUAUCGGAACCAAAUGUGGAUUGUUUGAAGUUAAAAAAAUUGGAGAUGAUUAUUACUCCCAUUUUAUAGAAUGUGAAAAUCCACGAGCAUGUACCAUUUUAUUGAGAGGAUCAACAAAGGAUGUACUUAACGAAGUGGAGAGGAACCUGCACGACGGAAUGAAUGUCGCAAAGAAUAUCAUUAUGGAAGGGAAGCUACUUUAUGGGGGUGGGUGCACGGAGAUGAGGGUAGGACAAUACCUCAUGAGCCAAGCUAGCCAAUAUGAUGAUUCUAGAAAAAGCAUAAUGGAAGCUGUGGGUUCUGCUCUCGAAAUUAUUCCUAAAAUUUUGGCUCAGAACAGCGGAGCCAAUGUUGUAAAAACGAUUAACGAGCUGAGGAUAAGACACGAGACCCCUGGGGGAGAAAAAUUCGGAGUGGAUGGCAUCACUGGGGAGAUCAUCGACGUGUCCACGGAGAACAUUUGGGACCUGCUCGCUGUUAAGAAGCAGAUAUACAAGAGUGCCAUCGAGGCCGCGGCCAUGAUUCUGCGCAUCGACGACGUGGUCAGCGGCAUCGGCAAGGAGGACAAGCUGCAGAAGCCCGUGCAGAGCGAGUUCGAGUAG